UACACUAUAUGUCAAAAGAAUUGUCCCCGCCCUCCAAAUCAUGUGAUUCAGGUGUUCCAAUCCCCUCCAUGGACACAGGUGUAUACAAUCAAGCCCCUAGGCAUGCAGACGGCUUCUACAAACAUUGGUGAAAGAAUGGGUCGCUCUCAGGAGCUCAGUGACUCCAAGCGUGGUCCCGUGAUAGGUGGUCACCUGGGCAAUAAGUCCAUCCAUGACAUUUCCUGGCUGCUAAAUAUUCCACGCUCAACUGUUAGUGGGAUUUAUAACAAAGUGGAAGCCACUGGGAACAACAGCCACUCAGCCACCAAGUGGUAGGCCACGUCACAUGACAGGGCGGGGUCAGCGCAUGCUGAAGCGCACAGUGCGCAGAAGUCACCAACUGUCUGCAGAGUCAAUAGCUAAAGACCUCCAAACUUGGUGUGGCCUUUCAGAUGAGCCCAACAACAGUGCGUAGAGAGCUUCAUGGAAUGGGUUUCCAUGGCCGAGCAGCUGCAUCCAAGCCUUCCAUCACCAAGUGCAAUGCAAAGCGUCGGAUGCCGUGGUGUAAAGCACGCCGCCACUGGACUCUAGGGCAGUGGGAGACGUGUUCUCUGGAGGGAUGAAUCACAUGGUCUGUCU
This is a messenger RNA of Staurois parvus, 618 nucleotides long. NCBI's taxonomy places the organism in Eukaryota, Metazoa, Chordata, Amphibia, Anura, Ranidae. The record is from the annotation of a GenBank genome assembly.